AUGGCUCCCUCAAACCCGCCAUCACCACCUCACCCCCAAGACCAAGUCUACACCGCCUCUCUCAAAGACCCCGAGACAUUCUGGCGCCGUCAAGCGUCCACCCUGCACUGGCACACGCCGCCCACGCUGGCAAUCCAAAAAAGGACAAAGCACCUACCCAGCCUAAACGUCCACCACCCGCACUGGUCCUGGUUCCCCGGCGGCGAGCUCUCGACAACUUACAACUGCGUGGACCGGCACGUGGCGGCGGGAAACGGGCAGAAUGUGGCCAUCAUCUGGGAUUCGCCCGUGACGGGCGCAAAGGAAAAGUACACGUAUGCGCAGCUGCUGGUAGAGGUCGAGACGCUGGCGGGCGUGCUGCAAGAAGAAGGCGUGAGGCGGGGCGACGUGGUGUUGAUAUACAUGCCCAUGAUUCCCGCCGCGCUCUUUGCCAUGCUGGCUAUUGCGCGACUGGGUGCCAUUCAUGCAGUCGUGUUUGGGGGAUUCUCGUCUGCGGCGCUGGCGCAGAGAAUCGAAGCGAGUCGGCCGACGGCGAUUAUGACGGCCUCGUGUGGGAUCGAGGGAGGCAAGGCGCCAAUGGGGUAUAAAGCCAUGAUUGAAGGCGCGGUGGAAAAAAGUGUCCACAAGCCUAGUAGAACAAUCGUCUGGCAGAGAGACGAGUUGCGAUGGGAUCCCGUGGUCAAGGAAAAUGGGGAGAGGAAUUGGCAGCGCUUGGUCAAGAGUGCGAAAAACAGAGGAUUGAAGGCUGGUGCGGUACCGGUCAAGAGUGAAGAUGGACUGUAUAUCAUCUAUACGUCCGGUACUACCGGCCUCCCUAAAGGAGUCGUCCGUUCUGUGGGAGGGCAUGCUGUCGGCCUCAACUUCUCCAUGAAGUAUCUAUUUGGCAUCCAUGGGCCGGGAGACGUACAAUUCACUGCAUCCGACAUCGGCUGGGUUGUCGGUCAUUCGUACAUUGUGUACGCGCCUCUACUCGCGGGUGCUACUACCGUCUUAUUCGAAGGCAAACCGGUCGGAACGCCGGAUGCCAGUACCUUUUGGCGCAUUAUUGAAGACUACAAGGUAACAACCAUGUUCACGGCCCCGACAGCCCUGCGAGCCAUACGCCGAGAGGAUGGAGAAAACAAGUUCUUUGGGGAAAAAGGGAGCAAGGGCGGUCUCCGAUCGCUGCGAGCCCUCUUCUUGGCCGGCGAAAGAAGCGAGCCGAGCAUCGUGGAGAUGUAUCAACGACUGUUGUCGAAACACUGUGCUCCCGGCGCUCUUGUCGUCGACAACUGGUGGUCAUCUGAGUCUGGCUCACCAAUUUCGGGCAUCGCACUCAGCGCCUCGGCCGGCCUGGACUUUUCCUCGUCCGAGCGACCCAAACCACUUCCCAUCAAACCCGGUUCUGCUGGCAAAGCGAUGCCAGGCUUCGACGUUCGCAUCGUCGAUGACUCGGGCAAGGAAGUCAGGCCCGGGGAGAUGGGAAACAUCGUCAUGGGCAUACCCCUGGCACCUACUGCUUUCACCACACUGUGGGAAGACGAGGAACGGUUCUACAGGGGGUAUAUGAAGCGAUUCGAGGGAAAAUGGAUUGAUACGGGCGAUGCUGGCUUGAUCGACGAGGAAGGUUACAUUUCCAUCAUGGCCCGGGCUGACGAUGUGAUUAACGUCGCAGCGCAUCGUUUCAGUACUGGUGCGAUUGAACAAGCCAUCACAACUCACCCCUCUAUCGCCGAGGCUGCUGUGGUGGGCAUACCAGACGCAUUGAAAGGGCACCUGCCUUUUGCCUUUGUCACCCUUUCGACACCAGACCACCCCGAGUCUGCCGUGGCCGACGACAAGCUCAUGGCCGAAGUGCAGAAAUUAGUGCGCGAGCAGAUUGGUGCUAUUGCCUCGCUCGGUGGCAUCAUCCAAGGAAAGGCGAUGAUACCAAAGACAAGGAGCGGCAAGACGCUGCGGAGGGUUUUGCGGGAACUUGUAGAGAAUGCGACGCACGAAGACUUUGACAAGGAAGUCAACGUUCCCAGCACGAUUGAAGACCGAGAGGCAGUACGGGUGGCGCGGGAGAAAGUUCGCGAAUACUUUCAGGUCAGAGGCAAGAACUUGCACAAGGCCACAGAGGCGCGUGCGAAGCUGUAG
Messenger RNA from Plenodomus lingam JN3, 2118 nucleotides. The record is from RefSeq and is a predicted model, not a curated record. Lineage: Eukaryota; Fungi; Ascomycota; Dothideomycetes; Pleosporales; Leptosphaeriaceae.